AUGACCAAUUCUGAAGACGAUUUAAUGGACGUAAAGUUUGUCAACUUAUCUGACACCCAAGAAAAUCAAUUAAGUCUUGAUAUGGCAUCAGCUACAAAUAAAUGGAGCAUCGAAUGUAAUCAAUGCAGUGUUCCUAUUACGGGAAAAUAUAAGGCAAAAUGCAUGGCAUGCAAAAAAUACUAUUGUGACCAAUGUGUCGACGGUCCCAUAUAUUUUGACUACAUCUGCGAUACUUGUUACGGAGUUCAAGCCAAGAUCGGUGUGAUCGAAAACCGAAGGACAGACGGCGUUUCGCUUAGAAAGAAAAGUGAAGCUUGGGAAGAAAUUACCUCUCAAUUCAAUAAUUCGAACGUGACACAAAUUGCUGAUACUAAACAAUUAAAAAAGAUGUGGCAAAAUUUAAAAACCAAGGCCAGGGAUGCCAAGACUCUGGAGGCCCAAAGGAAAAGGACAGGCGGAGGAUCAGCUCUGUCAGAUAUGGGACCUUUGGAGUCUCAAAUGAUAGCUGUCAUGCCAAAUGUUUUGCUAUCCAUCAACAUAGAAAUUGACAGUGAUACAAUUGCUACCGGUAGUACCCUUGGACUAGACAACGAUGAGCAAAUGUGGCUCCCAAAGAGAGUUCGUAUGUCUGAUAUGGAGCAAAAUAAUAAUAUAGAAAUAGAAUUCUCAGAUGACGCUGAUACUAAACAAUUAAAAAAGAUGUGGCAAAAUUUAAAAACCAAGGCCAGGGAUGCCAAGACUCUGGAGGCCCAAAGGAAAAGGACAGGCGGAGGAUCAGCUCUGUCAGAUAUGGGACCUUUGGAGUCUCAAAUGAUAGCUGUCAUGCCAAAUGUUUUGCUAUCCAUCAACAUAGAAAUUGACAGUGAUACAAUUGCUACCGGUAGUACCCUUGGACUAGACAACGAUGAGCAAAUGUGGCUCCCAAAGAGAGUUCGUAUGUCUGAUAUGGAGCAAAAUAAUAAUAUAGAAAUAGAAUUCUCAGAUGACGUACAAAAAAAAGCCCAAAGCCGAAACAGGGAAAACAGAAAAAAACUUUUGAUGAACUGA
Molecule: messenger RNA, 1047 nt
Organism: Parnassius mnemosyne (clouded apollo)
Lineage: Eukaryota; Metazoa; Arthropoda; Insecta; Lepidoptera; Papilionidae
Source: the annotation of a GenBank genome assembly